This is a messenger RNA of Cololabis saira (Pacific saury), 8507 nucleotides long. RefSeq names its product low density lipoprotein receptor-related protein 5 (gene lrp5). The coding region runs from base 212 to 5104 and encodes 1630 amino acids. The transcript has 29 exons. Gene Ontology annotation, molecular function: protein binding. The record is from RefSeq and is a predicted model, not a curated record. Lineage: Eukaryota; Metazoa; Chordata; Actinopteri; Beloniformes; Belonidae.
GAGUACAAAGUAGCGGGAGCGCGCUAUCGGGGGAAAACUAUUUUCGGGUGAGAAGGAGCUCGAACUUGGGACGUCCACGUACGCGGGCCCGGUGCUGAGAGAGCGCGGCUCGGAGGGAGCGCGGAGCCGCAUGUCGACGGAGGAGCGGAUCUGCCAGGAGAAGUUCGGGGGGAACAUGGAGUUGUGGAUUUAAACGGCGGUAGGACCGGGAAUGGACGCCGUGCUGCUGUGGAGCUGCCUGCUGUCGGCGGUCUGCGGGUCCCCCCUCCUCCUCUUUGCCAACCGGCGUGAUGUGCGGUUGGUUGAUGCUGACGGUUUGCGGGGCGAGUCGGCCAUCGUCGUCGGCGAUCUGGAAGACGCGACGGCGCUGGACUUCCUGUACGCGGAGGGCCUGAUAUUCUGGACGGAUGUCAGCGAGGAGGCCAUAAAACAAACGCACUGGAACCAGUCGUCCAACUCCCUGAGGGAGGCGCUGGGGACCGGCCAGACUGUGGUGGUUUCAGGCUUGGACAGUCCUGAUGGGCUGGCCUGUGACUGGCUGGGUAAAAAACUCUACUGGACAGACUCAGAGACCAAUCGGAUCGAAGUGGCCAACCUGGACGGCACCUCCAGGAAGGUCCUGUUUUGGAUGGACUUGGACCAGCCCAGGGCUAUCGCUCUUAACCCCGCCCAACGGUACAUGUACUGGACAGACUGGGGGGAGGAGCCCAGGAUAGAGCGCGCUGGCAUGGACGGCAGUAGCAGGAAAGUGAUCGUGAACGUGGACAUACACUGGCCCAACGGUCUCACCAUCGAUCUGGUGGAACAGAAGCUGUACUGGGCCGAUGCCAAACUCAGCUUCAUCCACCGGGCCAACCUGGACGGGUCAUCACGAGAGGCCGUGGUGGAGGGCACCCUGACCCAUCCUUUCGCUCUGACGUUGUCCAAGGAGACGCUGUACUGGACGGACUGGCAGACCCGCUCCAUCCACGCCUGCAACAAACACAGUGGAGACAAAACCAGGGAGAUCCUCAGUGGCAUCUUCUCUCCCAUGGACAUCCAGGUCCUGGAGGAGUACCGGCAGCCCGACAUCCAGACGCCGUGCACCAACGACAACGGCGGCUGCAGUCAUCUGUGCCUGCUGUCUCCCGUCCAGCCGUUCUACAGCUGUGCCUGUCCCACUGGAGUCCAGCUCAAACCGGAUGGCAGGACGUGCAAGCCAGGGGCGGAGCAAGUUCUGCUGCUGGCUCGACGGACCGAUCUGAGGAGAAUCUCCCUGGACCUGCCGGACUUCACCGACAUCGUCCUCCAGGUCGAUGACAUCCGCCACGCCAUAGCGAUAGACUACGACCCCAUCGAAGGCUACGUCUACUGGACGGACGACGAGGUUCGUGCCAUCCGGCGAUCCCGCAUCGACGGCAGCAACGCCACAGUGCUGGUCACCACGGAGAUCAACCACCCAGACGGCAUCGCUGUGGACUGGGUGGCCAGAAACCUGUACUGGACGGACACCGGCACUGACCGGAUCGAGGUCACCAGGCUGAAUGGAACUUCUCGGAAAAUCCUGAUUUCGGAGAACCUGGAUGAACCCAGAGCCAUCGUUGUAGAUCCUGUAAACGGGUUCAUGUACUGGACCGACUGGGGUGAGCGUCCCAAAAUCGAGCGAGCCAACUUGGACGGAACGGACCGGCUGGUUCUGCUCAACACCUCUCUGGGCUGGCCCAAUGGACUGGCUCUGGACUACACUGCGGGAAAACUGUACUGGGGAGAUGCUAAAACGGACAAGAUAGAGGUGAUCAACGUGGACGGUAGCGACAGGAGGACUUUGCUGGAGGACAAGCUGCCUCACAUCUUCGGUUUUACUCUGCUGGGCGACUACAUCUACUGGACGGACUGGCAGAGACGCAGCAUCGAGAGGGUCCACAAGACCACGGCGGUACGAGAGAUCAUCAUCGACCAGCUGCCGGACCUGAUGGGGCUGAAGGCCACCAAGGUGACGGAGACGCAUGGUACCAACGGCUGCGCGGGGAGCAACGGCGGAUGCAGCCACCUGUGUUUUUGGCGUCAGCAUGCGGUCAGCUGCUCCUGUCCGAUGGGGAUGGAGCUCCUGUCGGACCUGCAGACGUGCGUGGUCCCCGAGGCGUUCCUGCUCUUCAACAACAGGGACAGCAUCCGGAGCAUUUCUCUGGGAACCAACAGCAACGAUGUGGCUAUCCCUCUGACAGGAGUCAAAGAAGCCUCCUCUCUUGACUUUGACGUGUCGGAGAGAAGGAUCUACUGGACCGACAUCCAGGCCAAGACCAUCAGCAGAGCGUACAUGAACGGCAGCUCCGUGGAACACGUCAUCGAGUUUGGCCUGGACUACCCAGAGAGCAUUGCGGUGGACUGGAUGGGUCACAACAUCUACUGGGCAGAUACGGGUCCUAAACGGAUCGAGGUGGCCCGGCUGGACGGCCAGCACCGCCAGGUUCUGGUCUGUAAGGAUCUGGACAACCCACGAUCACUCGCGCUGGACCCAGCUAACGGCUACAUGUACUGGACAGAAUGGGGGGGUCGUCCACGCAUAGCCAGAGCCUACAUGGACGGCAGCACCAUCACAACCAUCGUGGAUAAGGUGGGCCGCACCAACGGGCUGACCAUCGACUACGCAGACCAGCGACUCUACUGGACAGAUAUGGACACCUGUAUGAUUGAAAGCACCAACAUGCAAGGCCUCCAGAGGGAGAUCAUCGUGGACGACCUUCCUCACCCCUUCGGCCUGACUCAGUACAGAGACUUCAUCUACUGGACGGAUUUUAACCUUCGCAGCAUUGAACGGGCCGACAAACGGAGCGGACUGAACCGGACGGUGGUGCUGCAGGGUCAGCUGGAGCUGAUGCUGGACAUCCUGGUGUUCCACUCGUCCCGCCAGGACGGCACCAACGGCUGUUCCCACAACAACGGGAACUGCGCCCACCUCUGCCUGGCGUCUCCUGCCGGCGCCCAGUGCCGCUGCGCCUCCCACUACACCCUCAACCCGGACGGACGCAACUGCAGCUCUCCGUCCAGCUUCCUGCUCUUCAGCCAGAAGGCCAGCAUCAGCAGGAUGGUUCUGGGAGAGCAGAGUCCUGACGUCAUCCUGCCCAUCCACGUCCUCAGGAACGUCCGAGCCCUCAGCUACGACCCCCUGGACCGACUCAUCUACUGGCUGGAUGGACGCCAGAACAUACGCAGGGCCAGAGACGAUGGAACCACGACUUCCAUGAUCAUGAGCAGCUCUGCUCAGCUAGUGGACAAUCAGCUCCACGACCUGAGCCUGGACUCCUACAGUCGCCACAUCUACUGGACCUGCGAGACCACCAACACCAUCAACAUCCAGAGGAUGGACGGCUCCCUCGUCGGGGUGGUUUUGAAGGACGACACGGACAAGCCGAGGGCCAUCGUCGUCAACGCUGAGAGAGGGUACAUGUACUUCACCACGGUUCAGGAGCGCUCGGCCAAGAUCGAAGGAUGCAGUCUGGACGGGACGGAGAGGGAGUCUCUGUUCGCCACCGGCCUGAUCCGGCCCGUGGCCCUGACUCUGGACAACAAACUGGGAAAACUGUUCUGGGUCGAUGCCGACCUCAAACGCAUCGAGAGCAGCGACCUGACAGGGGCCAAUCGCAUCGUCCUGCAGGACUCCAACAUCCUCCAGCCAAUGGGCUUGGCCAUUCUAGGGGACCACCUCUACUGGAUUGACCGACAGCAGCAGAUGAUUGAGAGAGUGGACAAACUGACCGGAGACGGUCGCAGUCGCGUCCAGGGACGGAUCUCCUACCUGACGGCGAUCCAUGCGGUGGAGGAGAUGGACCCGGAGGAGUUUGCAUCCCACCCCUGUUCCCGUGACAACGGAGGCUGCUCUCACAUCUGUAUCGCUAAGGGCGACGGAACACCUCGCUGCUCCUGUCCCAUGCACCUGGUGCUGCUGCAGGAUCUGCUGCACUGUGGAGAGCCUCCCACCUGCUCCACAGAGCAGUUCACCUGUUCCACGGGGGAGAUCGACUGCAUCCCCAUGGCCUGGCGCUGCGACGGCUUCCCUGAAUGUGACGACGGCAGCGAUGAAGAAAACUGCCCCGUCUGCUCUGCCUUCCAGUUUCAGUGUGAUGAAGGCACCUGCAUCGAUGCUGAGAGACGCUGCGACGGGGAACUAAACUGCGCUGACAAGUCUGAUGAGCACGACUGCGAAACCAUCUGCCCCCCCGGCCAGUUCCGCUGCGCUGAUAACCGCUGCAUCAUGAAGAAGCAGCAGUGUGACAGCUACUCCGACUGUCCCGACGGGUCCGAUGAGCUCGCUUGUGAGCACAUUUCCCCGAGCUUCAUCCCCAACCCGGACCCCAAACCCAUCGUGCCGGUCAUCGCCAUCAUCCUGCUGGUGUUUGUGAUCGGGGGGGCGUACUUCGUGUGCCAGCGGGUGGUGUGCCGCUGCUACCAGGGCCCCAACGGCGCCUUUCCCCACGAGUACAUCAGCGGGACCCCCCACGUCCCCCUCAACUUCAUCGCCCCCAACGGCUCUCAGCACGGCACCUUCCAAGGAAUCUCCUGUGGGAAGUCCAUCAUGAGCUCGGUCAGUCUGAUGGGCAGCAGCAGCAGCGGGGCGCCGCUCUACGACCGGAACCAUGUGACCGGGGCGUCGUCCAGCAGCUCCUCCUCCACCAAGGGAGCCUUCUACCCUCAGAUCCUGAACCCUCCUCCUUCUCCGGCCACCGACCGCUCUCUCUACAACACGGAGGUCUUCUACUCGUCCAACAGUCCGUCCACCACCAGAUCCUACAGGCACUACCACCCGAUCCGCGGCGCCGCCCCCCCGACCACGCCCUGCAGCACUGACGUCUGCGACAGCGACUACACCCCCCACCACCCCGCGGCCGGGCUGUCGUCGUCGGUCGGCCGGUGGAAGCCAUCGGGCCACGGUAACCACGGCAACCAUGGCAAGCACAACAAGUACUACAUGGACCUGAACUCAGACUCUGACCCGUACCCUCCGCCCCCCACGCCCCGCUCCCAGUACCUGUCGGCGGAGGAGAGCUGCCCCCCGUCCCCCUCCACAGAGCGGUCCUACUUCCACCUGUGUCCCCCUCCGCCCUCCCCCUGCACCGACUCCUCAUGACCCCCCACAGCCCAGGGCCCGGAGAUGAAGAGCGGUCCCUGUCCGGUUCACUUCACCGGGAAAAGAACUUCCAGUCGCGGCUGGUUUAUGAUCCGGUUUAUGAGCUGGAGUGCCACCCCCCCACCCCCACCCGUCCCACAACGGUCAUUCCAUCAUGUUAGUCAUGCCUGAAGGCAGAAUCACUGUCACCUGAGGAUGAUGAAGACAUGAACAUCCUCCUAUCAACUCGGGUCUCUGACUUCUGACUGUCCCAGCAGGACCUGAACGCCUCAUGCUGCUGCCUUAAAGUGACACUAAGGAGUUUUAAAAUGCCAGUUUCACUUGUGUCUGAUGACCCACGCCCUUCUGUCGGAAAAUAACUUAAAGUAACUGGACUCACGUGCUGCUUGACUUUCAGGCGGGCUGCACGUCGCUUUGCAGCCCGCCAACAAAAUUACAUGUGGAUAUUUGUGUAUUUUUUUAAUGUUGCUUUAAAUGACCUGUGGACCUCUGUGGUUUUCCUCCAGCUCCCUCUGGCACUGUCGUGUCUCGGUUUCUGGGGGCCCUAAGCUCGGUUCUUGCUGGAGGACCCAGACUCUGUAAAAUUCCAGUUGAUGCAGGAGGUCAAACCCUCUGAGAUGAACCGUGGUGACGCGUGAAUGUGAUGGAAGAAGGAAACAGAUUUGCAGAUGAAAAGUUCAGAUUCACGUUGAUCCAGAAAAUAAGCUAGCUAAGCUGACUGUAGCUGAGGCCCGUGGCGCCAGCGUGAGCGCGGCGCUGAGCUCGGGUUCCCUGAGCCGCGGGGAAGCGGAGUGCAGAAGUGGCCUGAUACACUUGCAGGUUGGAGAGUUUCUGGCUUGAAAAACUCAAUUUCCACCUCAUAAACUCUUAAAUUUGCUUCUGAAAAUUCAGAAUUUCUGAUUUAUUAAACUCACAAAUUUGUGUGAGAAGAAACGCACUUGAAGUGCACAAAGUAGAAUUUUAGAUUAAAUCAAUUCUGGGCGGCGGCGUGGAAGCGACGGGCCCCCCCGCCGCCAACGCUGCCUCCAUUUCUGCUUGAAAGUGGGAGUUUCUGGGCUCAUUGCAGGAGCAGACCUGCGCCCAGAGGUCAGAGGUUAGUUGUGUUUCAGCUGUUUCUCUGCAGCCGGGUGGCGUCGCAGCUCUCCGACCACACGUGCACGUAGCGAGCGAGCAUGGACCUGUGAAGCUGUUGCACGUGCGCAAGAUGAAAGCCCUUUCCGUACCGGUGGUUUUACCGAGCGGCGUGCAGAAGCUCACCUGCUCCCAGCGCCAUGACUCUUCUGGACUCACAUGAAGUCUCCACUUUUCUGCGUAGAUGUUUGUGUUUCAGGCCUGAGGGUCUCUGUGUCUGCGUCAUGACGUCCUGAUGUGUCUCUCAUGUAAAUGGAUGAAAAAUGGCGUCCCGUUGGAGGCCGCAGGCAGAAGGGCAAAAGCUUGCUUGAUCUUGAUUUUCAGUAUGAAUACCGUGUCCCGUCCUGGUCCUGCUCAGGUUCAUGUCUGAGGAAUGAGUGAGUGAGUGGAUGGAUGGAUGGAUGGAUGGAUGGAUGGAUGGAUGGAUGGAUGGAUGGAUGGAUGGAUGGAUGGAUGAGUGGGUGGAUAAUUGGGGGGAUGGGUGUAUGAGCUGUACGGGUCACGUGUCGGGCUCCUGCGGUCCGCGUUUGAUCAUGUGAGAGCAUGGAGAGACUGAAUGAAUAGCAGCAGGUUCAUGUGCGACACGUUGGGGCGAAUGAAAGGUCAGUGUCACCGGCCGGCCGUUACCGGGUCACCGGGUUACCAGAGGCGUACCGGCAGAUGUGAAACAGCUGGGGGGGAGUUAAAGCAAGCCCACCCGGCAGUACCAGUUCUGAUCACACUGACUACGUUUACAUGCAGUCAAAAUUCGGGUUAUUACUAAUAUUCCUGUUACUGAAACAUUCGGAAUAAUCUGUUUCCAUGCGUGAGGAAACAGGGUUAUCCCUGUAUACAUGGUAAUUAAUCAUUUGGGAUAUCCCGAUCAAACCAGCGACGCGCGGAGAACGUCAUGAUGCAAUUCCCGUUAUUUCCGCUUCUUCUUCCUGUAUCCAAAUUCAAAACAAAUGCUGCUUUGCGCAACUUUUCGCUCACCUUCUUGUAAAUCUCCCUAUCCCGGUACUUUCUAGCGUCUACAAAUGCCAAAAUGUUCAUAUCCUUCAUUACAUUUAUGAAGUGAUUAGUCUCCUCCUUUCUCCAAAAGUGAUCUAGUCUUGUGUUUCUCCGUGUUUAGAAGUACAUCCUGGACUCAAAAGACCAGGAUUCCUUGCGAAAAGAGCAUGUGCAGAAAACAGAUUCCUGUUCCGUUUCAUGGGGAUAUUCCAUUUGGCUUUUACAUGACUGAAUAUUCGGGUUAGAAAAGGAGUAACCCAGGGCUCAUAUUCGGGUUUUCAAAAACCGGAAUAUGAGCAAAUUUGGGUUAUUCAAAGGGGUUAUUGGUGUUUACAUGGCUGUUCAAAACCGGGUUAUUGCUAAUAUUCGGGUUUUAAAAGGGUUUUUGACUGCAUGUAAACACAGUCACUGUCUCAGAACAGUGUGAUCUCUGACUCGUGUCAGAGAUCUCAGAUCCUCUGACAUGAGUCCAACAUACUGGGGAAGCUGCAGAUCAGCUGGGAGCUUUUUACCCUUCUUUCCCUGCAUGUGUGUGUUGAGGGUACUGCUGCUGCACAAAGUGAAUUUCCCCCAUUGAGAGAGAAAUAAAGGAUAAUCUUAUCUUAUCUUAGCUCUGACCGGGAGUUACCGGUUUCCAUGGUGACCCAAAGUCCAACAGAAACCACAAAUGUUUAACUUUGGGCUUCUCUGGAAACCCUGCUCUGGUUUUGUGACGGGAAGUGGAGCUGGUUUCUAUCAGUGGGGCAGUCCUCGUCCCUGCAGAGGUUUGUGACGUGCUGCCCCCCGGUGGUCAGAGCUGGUGCUGCGUCCUCCACCUGCUUCAACCCUUUCAAGGCACCUUGUUGGUGAUGUUGGGUUCUUGUGUUUUGGACUUUUAAGAAUCAAAACCGUUGUUUCUGUGCACCGAAGUUUAUGCCCUGAGGUCUGCUCCCCAGUUCCUGGUACCUCGUGCAGGUCUCACAGUCCCCAGCAGGCCCCUUUAUGGUUCUUGACCAGAAACCCAAUCUCAGAGGUGGUACCGCGUUCAGACUGGGACCAGAAUCAACGCAGAACUGCUGACCCUCCAGGAUGGUCUUCUCUGAUUAAAAACCAGCAGAUCUGGUCCAGAAGAGUCCUGGUUGUUUUGGGAGGAGGUUUUAUGAGCAGUGACCCGACCCGAACCUUGGUGGACCGGUCGGACCUGGACCUCAUCUCAUAUCCUCUCAGCCAAGAAUGCUUCAUGUAAUUUACACUUUUUUGUAUCAAAAGCAUUUUUAUAUAAUAAAGGUUUUAUUUUAAGGAU